Messenger RNA from Penicilliopsis zonata CBS 506.65, 668 nucleotides. RefSeq lists its product as hypothetical. The record is from RefSeq and is a predicted model, not a curated record. The transcript is spliced from 2 exons. Bases 205 to 582 code for a protein of 125 amino acids. NCBI's taxonomy places the organism in Eukaryota, Fungi, Ascomycota, Eurotiomycetes, Eurotiales, Aspergillaceae.
AGACAAACAACUGCAUCGCCUGAUACAAACGAGGUAGAACUUAGUUGGCUGUGAACACGAGAGCCACUGCCGGCAGCAGAACGCCCUGACGGCAGAGACAGCUGACAGGGAACAAACCUGAACUCUCAUAUCUCCAACAGCCGAAUAAAAUCGCCACAGCUGCCGUCUGCCUCGGAUAGGCUGUCGGCCCCCAAAGGCGACUCAAUGCUGGAUGGAGCCUUGGGAGGGAGGGAGGGGUGGGGUUGGGGCGUACGUAUGUCGCUUUCUCCCUCCCUCCCCCUCCCCCCCCCACCCCGCUGUCAGAGACAACAACAGAGUCCAGAGUCGUCGGGCCUGUCUUGCCCUUGCCUGCCGCCAAUCUGCGUCAUCUACGUCUGUGUUGUGCAUUGUUGUUGUGGACUCUCUCUCUCUCUCUCUCUCUCUCCCUCCCUGUGUCGUUUCUGUUUCUAUCGACGGUGCCAGUGGCUGCAGUAUGUCCCACGUUCUACGUUUGAUCUGCCUCUGCCAGCUAUACCUUGCACCAAAGUCAAUUCGCCGUCUGCCCGAUCUCUGAGACUAGGCUGGGUGAAUUUAGUUGUCUAGGGUGCUGUCAAGGUAAUAACCCGGGACCCAAGAGAGAAAAGGAAAGAGAAGAAGAAGAAGGCAACCGAUAUGUGAGGAGGGGAAUC